Messenger RNA from Rhododendron vialii, 1688 nucleotides. Its product is annotated as mannose-1-phosphate guanylyltransferase 1-like. Gene Ontology annotation, biological process: GDP-mannose biosynthetic process; cell wall mannoprotein biosynthetic process. The transcript has 5 exons. The coding region runs from base 303 to 1388 and encodes 361 amino acids. Lineage: Eukaryota; Viridiplantae; Streptophyta; Magnoliopsida; Ericales; Ericaceae. The record is from RefSeq and is a predicted model, not a curated record. Gene Ontology annotation, molecular function: mannose-1-phosphate guanylyltransferase (GTP) activity; GTP binding. Gene Ontology annotation, cellular component: cytoplasm.
UUAAUAAUUUUCAAGUCCGCUUUGGUUAAAAUUAUGAGCACACGCACAUCAAGCUCUAUAUAUAGCAUAUCUACCUGUGAUUCCAUAUUUGCGUUGAAGGCUCGUUUCCACCGACGCCCUUCGAACAACUCCCAAAAGACCCCCGGUGGAUACCGUUGGGUUAGAGAGAGAGAGAGAGAGAGAGAGAAAGAGAGAGCGAGGGAAAUUCUGACUCGUCCGAGUCAGAAUCAUUUGUUGAAGCUUGCUCGUCCCCGUUUCCUUUUAACUCACUACACCUUCGGAUCUAAGCAGGGCAUCUCACAAUGAAGGCUCUUAUUCUAGUUGGAGGUUUCGGUACUCGGCUGAGACCAUUGACGCUUAGUGUUCCAAAGCCCCUUGUUGAUUUUGCUAACAAGCCCAUGAUCCUACAUCAGAUUGAGGCUCUAAAGGCUGUUGGAGUGACUGAAGUUGUUCUAGCUAUCAAUUACCAACCAGAGGUGAUGUUGAACUUCUUAAAGGAAUUUGAGACAAAACUUGGAAUAAAGAUCACCUGCUCACAAGAGACCGAGCCACUUGGCACUGCAGGCCCUCUGGCUCUGGCUAGGGACAAACUGAUAGAUGAUUCUGGUGAGCCAUUUUUUGUUCUUAACAGUGAUGUUAUUAGUGAAUACCCAUUCAAAGAGAUUAUCAAAUUCCACAAAUCCCAUGGAGGUGAAGCUUCCAUAAUGGUAACCAAGGUUGAUGAGCCAUCAAAAUACGGUGUGGUUGUCAUGGAAGAAUCAACUGGACAAGUUGAGAAAUUUGUAGAAAAACCCAAAAUAUUCGUGGGUAACAAGAUAAAUGCCGGGAUUUACUUGCUGGACCCAUCUGUUCUUGAUCAUAUUCAACUGAGGCCCACCUCAAUCGAAAAGGAGGUAUUCCCAAAAAUUGCAGCAGAGAAAAAGCUUUACGCCAUGGUUCUACCAGGCUUUUGGAUGGACAUUGGGCAACCAAGAGACUACAUUACCGGCCUCAGACUUUACCUAGACUCCUUGAGAAAGAAAUCUUCAUCUAAAUUGGCUGUUGGAGCCCACAUUGUUGGAAACGUUCUGGUGGAUGAGACCUCGAAAAUCGGAGAAGGGUGUUUGAUUGGGCCUGAUGUUGCGAUUGGACCAGGCUGUGUAGUCGAGUCAGGAGUUAGACUCUCCCGCUGCACGAUCAUGCGUGGGGUACGUGUCAAGAAACAUGCAUGCAUUUCCAGUAGUAUCAUCGGUUGGCACUCUACUGUAGGGCAGUGGGCCCGGGUGGAGAACAUGACCAUACUCGGUGAGGAUGUUCAUGUCUGCGAUGAGAUUUAUAGCAAUGGGGGUGUUGUUUUGCCACACAAAGAAAUUAAAUCCAGCAUUUUGAAGCCAGAGAUAGUCAUGUAAAGGUAUGCUGUGAGGAAUAGUAACUUCUUUUGUGUUGAAUUUGGAUGUGUUGAUCCAUUUUCAAAUGUAGAAGAUUGCCCAGUUGUUAGAUGGUGGAAAAGCUAGUAGCUACAUUUCUGAAGGGCCAAUGUUUGUUAUGAGAGUGUUUGGUUAUGAUCAGUGGCUUGAGCUGUAAUCUUUAGUGUGUGUACUAUGUAGAAAUAAUUGAUGGCUUGUUUUUUUUUUUCUUUAUCUUUUGUUAAGUUAUAGAGGUUGGAUUUUGUAACAUGCAUUUCCAGAAUAGCAUUUUGUUGGGAAUGA